Molecule: messenger RNA, 1155 nt
Organism: Helobdella robusta
Lineage: Eukaryota; Metazoa; Annelida; Clitellata; Rhynchobdellida; Glossiphoniidae
Exons: 5
Coding region: 1-1155 (384 amino acids)
Source: RefSeq, a predicted model, not a curated record
AUGGAGAGUAAGAGGAGAAGAAAAAAACUUGAAAGUGAAAAGAGAGGGAGUGAAAAAAACAAGAACCAACAAGCAGUCCUCCACCAGAACAAAGCGGAGAAUGCAAAAAUCGAUAAAAGACCGACGGAGAUGAAGACUGACUCGAGGUAUGUUAAUAACCGACCGAAGAGGAAUACCAUCACUACCGACACUCAACUCAUCCCUACAAACACGAAUACACAUGGAAUUCCCACUUCUGGUUAUACACCUGGUAAGGAUGCUAAUAAGGACAACCGGUACAACGAAGGUGGGACUAAAAAUGUUCCGGGUGAUAAUCACGGUGUAAAGUUCUUGAAAAGUUUUGUGGUUAAUAACGCGGUGACUAUUAAAUCCUGCAAGUACAUGCUGGCCGUCAAGCAGAAAAUAUAUGGAGUGUUUCAUGUUGCUCUUAAGUUCCGUACGACAUUCCCAUCUGUAGUCCUGAUGACGAGCGUCGGUGGUCCGUUAAACCGGGAUUUCUUGCACUUGGAGCUUUUAAACGGUCACGUGAGGUACAGUUAUGACGUAGGCAGUGGUCCCAGGGUUCGAGUCUUCCGGCGAAAUCUCACCACCCAUUGGCUGAUUGUCGAUGACGUCAUACGUCUGCAUGACAACUUACCCGCUAUAAAAUCCGUCUACUACGAUCUAGCCAACGAUUGGUUAUUUUUUGGUGGGGCCCCAAACAGCGGACCAAUCAGAAACGGCGAUGGCCUCAAAUAUCAAAAUAAUUUUUACUCUAGUGGAAAAAAUUACAAAUAUGCAAAUUAUUAUAAUGAGGGUGCCGGUUGUGGGGGUAGAGGAUUUUUGGGUUGUUUGGGGGAUAUAUCCGUAAACGGGGCAUCAAUGAGAAAAGUGCAGAAAGAGAAGAAGAUUGUGUUCGCCACGAAGAAAAAAAUGAUCAGGAUGAUUGAGAACGAUGAUGAUGAUGAUGAUGGCGUGAAAGAUGAUGAUGAUGAUGGCGGUGAUGGUGGGAAAGGUAUCAGUGAUUACGAUGGAAAUGAUGAUGAAGAUGAUGACGAAGAUAAUGUUGAAGAUGAGGAGGAAGAUGAUGAUGAGGAGGAGGAGGAAAUAGCUGAAGGAUGUCAAGAAACAUCUGAAUUGAGAUUAUUAGAUUUCAAAGAAAUGAAACUGAAUUAA